Triticum aestivum (bread wheat) is the source of this 1287-nucleotide messenger RNA. RefSeq names its product tropomyosin-1-like. Bases 187 to 819 code for a protein of 210 amino acids. NCBI's taxonomy places the organism in Eukaryota, Viridiplantae, Streptophyta, Magnoliopsida, Poales, Poaceae. The record is from RefSeq and is a predicted model, not a curated record. The transcript has 4 exons.
CUGAUUAAACCUGCGGUUACCGCCCCGACCUCCACGGAAGCGCCCGCGAAAAGCACGGUUGGGACUGGGAGCUCCCUCGACAAAGUUCCCGGUCGGUCCUUGGAAACCAUUGUUACUCUGUCCCUUGUCCACCCGAGCAUAUCCUCGGCCUCCACCGGUUGAGGAAGAGCCCCUGUACCAUGCAAGAUGCAGGAGCAUGCAAACUUAGUCCAUGAAAAAGAUCAGUUGGAGCAACAAUUGCUGGAAGUUAGGAAAGAACUGGAGGCUGCUUACCGUACCAUAGCUAACCAGGAAGAGCAAGCUUCAGUGAGGGAGAUAAAGUGGGAUGCGUUUAAGACGUAUUCAGCGGAUCAACUAGAAGCUGCACAAAAACACGCUGCAGAGCUGGAAGUACAAGUAUCAGCUCUAAAUCAGCAGCUGCAAGAAGCUGAGAUCCAUUACGAGAAAAAGGUUGCAAAGGAGAGUGAGAAACUCGCUCUUGUCAAUACACAGCUCAACAAGCUAACCCAAGAUGUGAGCAAGAGCGCUGAAAUGGAGAAGAAGGUACAGGACCUUGAGCAGAAGUUGCAGCUUGCUCAUUCCAAAUCUGAAGUACAGGCAAAGGAUGCAGUGGUGUCAACGAGAUCCCGAGAAUUCAGCCUGGACUCGUUAGCACCGCAAAACAAACAGCACGACAUAUCUCAGGCUCCUAGCACGGCCUCCCCGAACCCGGCGCAGCAACAACUGCGGGAGCCCUCCGGCAUCAUGGCCGUCAAGUUCAUCCUGGGCGUCGCCCUGCUGUCAGUGGUCAUCGGCGUGUUCCUCGGAAGGAGAUACUAGUGCCGAUCUUGUGAAGUUCCUGCUGGUGCCCGAUGGGAGAAUCCCAUUGUUAACAGCUAAAAACUGUUGCUUCCCAUGAACCUAAACUACUACUCUAGCUGAACAAAACAUAGCUUGCUCGGUUUGGUGGAUUGCAAUUGAACGGACUGAUGGCUUUCAGGGAGAAGUCAGAAAUCCGGAAGCUUCUUAUUGGCGAGUUCUCCCUAUAGUUUCUUUUUGGGUUAAGGGGGGUAGGAAUUUGAUUUUUGUUCAUUCCUAGUUUCCUACCCUUGGCAUGCAUAAGGCCAUAUGCAUGCAAUUUGGUUUUUGGUGUCAGUGAGCUUGUAUCUACAUCUCUCCCUCUGUAAAAAGGAAGUCCGUCAGAAAUAUUAAUUUGUUCAUAUGGUCGAGUGUAAGCUGUGUCAUAUGUUGUACAAUCACUCCAGUGUUUUUGAACUCUCUCUCUAUAUAUACAUCUGGGUUGCUGGU